Larimichthys crocea (large yellow croaker) is the source of this 1038-nucleotide messenger RNA. It is a transcript of the gene rpa2, whose product is annotated as replication protein A2. The transcript is spliced from 9 exons. Lineage: Eukaryota; Metazoa; Chordata; Actinopteri; Sciaenidae. The coding region runs from base 144 to 971 and encodes 275 amino acids. Gene Ontology annotation, molecular function: single-stranded DNA binding. The record is from RefSeq and is a predicted model, not a curated record. Gene Ontology annotation, cellular component: DNA replication factor A complex; site of double-strand break; chromosome, telomeric region. Gene Ontology annotation, biological process: DNA replication; double-strand break repair via homologous recombination; nucleotide-excision repair.
UUUCGCGGGACUUCUGCUGCGCGCAUGCGUGGAGCGUUGAGUUUAACGCGCGGGAUUGCUGUAGGAAGAAGUGUGUCCUCGUCCUCACAGCGUCACUUACGUUUUAAUACCAGAGUUUAAUAACGUGAAUAAAAGGUGCCAGCAUGUGGAACCAGGGAGGCUACAGUGAGUCGGGUAUGGGUGGAGGUUACACACAAUCUCCAGGAGGCUUUGCAUCACCUGCUGCAUCCCAGGGUGGAGAGAAGAAAGGGAGGACCCGUAGCUCACAGAUCAUUCCCUGCACAGUGUCACAGCUGAUGUCUGCCUCCCAGGCUGACGAGGCCUUCAAAAUAGGAGAGGUGGAAGUCGCCCAGGUCACCAUCGUGGGUAUCAUCAGGAGCACCGACAAAUCCAUGACCAACAUCCAGUACAAGGUCGACGACAUGACGGGUGCUCCCAUGGACAUAAAGCAGUGGGUAGACACAGAGGACCCCAGUAUGGACAGCACCGUCCUCCCUCCAGGCACGUACGUCAAAGUCUCCGGCAACCUGCGGUCCUUUCAAAACCACAGAUCUGUCGUGGCGUUCAGCGUCAGGCCCCUGGAGGACAUGAACGAAAUCACCUCACACAUGCUGGAGGUCGUUCAAGCGCACAUGGUGCUCAGCAAACCUCAGAGCACGCCUGGCACCGGAGGUGGAACGAGCAGUAACGUCACACCCAUGUCACGGCCGGGCAUGGAAAGCAUGAGAGGGAGCUAUUCGGGAGCUAAUGACAUGGCUAACAAUGGGUUAAGUGCAAACCAGAAUCAGGUGCUGAGUUUGAUAAGAAGCUGCCCGGACCAGCAGGGCAUCAGCAUUCAGGACCUAAAACUGAGGCUCAGCGGCAUAAGUCUAGGCGUCAUCAAGCAAGCAGUGGAGUUCCUGAGUAAUGAAGGUCACAUCUUUUCCACCAUCGACGAAGACCACUACAAAUCGACAGAUAACGACAAUUAAACGGCUUCACCUCUUGGCAUCGGCGGGGUUACUUAUGUGAAGUUAAACCUGAUAAAAGUAAUUUAGU